UACCAGUUGCCUGUCUAUUGAGCUCGAGUCGAUUCUAUUGUUUAUUCUAUCUUCCAAUUAAUAAUUUCUAUAAUAUUUAUAUUUUCUUCAAUCUCGUCUGUUCUUGUCCUACUCAACACUCUUCACGUAUCCUGUUCAACAGGUUGAAUCUCCCAAGUCUUUCCGCGUCCACCAUGUCCGGCGCCAACCUACACAACGCCCUGCUACGACCGCCCAUUAUCCAGAUUCUGCGUGCUGCAGGGUUCCAUGCAACGAGACCGUCGGUGCUAGACACACUAGCCGACCUAACAGCGCGGUAUCUGCUGCUUCUAGGCUCCUCUGCCGCAUCCCACGCCGCCAACGCGCACCCGGAAGACCCGAACGUCGUGCUCGAAGACAUCUACCAGGCCUUGCAAGAUGUGGGUGCCUUGCGACCACAGUUGAGAGAGUGGGAGGAGGAUUUUGCAGGGGAAGAAGACCUACGAGGGCUAGAGUCCUUCCUUGGAUGGUUUACGGGUCCUGCGAAUCGCGAGAUCCGGCGGAUUGCCGGUUUUCUGCCCAGCGAGGGCGACAUGAUCGACCCGGACGCGCUCGAGAAGGAAGACUACCUGACCUCGCUGAAGAAAAAACACAGCAAGACGGGCGAGGAGUCACGGUACGCCGGGACGAUACUGGGGAAGAACGCCGAGGAGCAUCCGAUCAUCAUCGAGGGAGGGGUGCCUAGCAUACGCGAAUGGGGGCAACAAGUCCGCACACGCGAGCGAUACUCGGCGGAAAGCGACUCUUCGGGCGUCAGCAGUGCACCGAGCAAUCUGUCGGACGAUGCGAUGGAGGGGUGAGGAGCGGACGACUACGCUAUCUCUUAGAAUCGACAGGAGAGAAUGCAGACACACUACAAGGCGACCGACACCACCUUUCAAGACAAAAGGCUGCUAUUACAACAGUUACCUCGACCGGAAUCACCGCCGCACACAGACUUUGCCAAGUGCAGAUUGGCCCGGUCGCCUGCGCUCCCGGGGAUACGUACAGACGUCCGGUGAACAGGGCCAGACGGCAACGGUAGACGAUACCUCGAGGGAUAAGGGCAUAGCAGAAGGGUCACAGAAGCAUCGGAUAGAUGACGCGAUGGAGAGCCUACUUCACAGUCGACAGAACUGUGUAGUCAUUUGGAUCUGCUGGCUCCGACUUGAUAUUUUAACCGAUUAGUUAGCGGUUAAAGGAUCAUCUCUUCCACCUAAUACCAACACAAAUAAAUGGAUAAUAAACUGUAUACUCUUGAAAAGCC
Molecule: messenger RNA, 1264 nt
Organism: Penicilliopsis zonata CBS 506.65
Lineage: Eukaryota; Fungi; Ascomycota; Eurotiomycetes; Eurotiales; Aspergillaceae
Exons: 1
Coding region: 174-818 (214 amino acids)
Cellular component (GO): transcription factor TFIID complex
Molecular function (GO): protein heterodimerization activity
Source: RefSeq, a predicted model, not a curated record